ACGAUGAUCUCCAAUCUUCCAAGCGUUUUGAUAGAGGAGAUCUUCUGUAGGGUUCCUUUGAAAUCUUUGAGAGCAGUGAGACUUGCUUGCAAAAGUUGGAACACUCUAUCCAAAAGUAGGAGCUUUAGGAAGUUGUACAUUGGUAAAAAAGAAACAAGAGAAGAGGAGCCUACGAUGAUCGCGAUGAUGAAUUUCGAUGUUCAUUUAAUGAGGUUAGUCGUCGACGACGUUAAUCCAUCUAUAAAGUUUAAACGUAAACCUAGUCGUCUCUUUGACGAACAAGUCAAGAUAUCUCAAGUCUUUCACUGUGAGGGUUUAUUGUUAUGCAUCUUCAAAGACGACGAUAGUAAGUUUGUGGUUUGGAAUCCGUAUAGCGGGAAAACAAGGUGGAUCGAACCAAGAUACUCUCAUCGUCCAAAGGGAUGGGACAGGUUCAGUUAUGCUCUUGGAUACGAGAAUAAGAAAUUUUGUUCUGGAGUUAAAUUCUUGAGGUUUAUAGAUUAUUUCAGCAAAGCACCCGAAAACCAAUUUUUUUGGUAUGAGAUAUACGAUUUUGACUCUGAUUCAUGGACAAGUCUUGAUGUCACUCCAAAUUGGUGCAUAAUGUUUGGUUCCCUUGGUGUCAAUUUCAAAGGAAACACUUAUUGGUGUGCUACAAAGAGGAAUUUAUAUAAUGAUAGUGAUCUUGUCGAUCACAUAAUCUGUUUCGAUUUUACAAGAGAGAGAUUUGGACCGCUUUUAGCUCUACCACCUAGCGUUUGGGAUCAUGAAUAUGAAUAUGUGACCUUAUCUUGUGUUAGGGAAGAGAAGCUUGCAGCUUUGUUUCAGCACUACGAAACAGAAUGGAAUGAGUUUGAGAUAUGGAUUACGACUAAGAUUGAUGUCGAAAUGGUGUCGUGGAGCAAGUUCUUGAGAAUGGAGACGGGGACUAGGCUACAUGAUCUCCCACAUAUAUAUGAAGGUUUCUUCAUCGACGAGGAGAAGAAACUCGCCAUGGGUUUUGAAGAUGAGUAUGAUCGCAGAACAUUUAUCAUCAUUGGAGAGGCUGGAUACGUACGAAAAUUUGAUAUCGGAGUAGAUGUAGACAGAGAAUGUUGGCCACAUGGGUGCGGCUCUUACGUGCCAAGUUUGGUCCGAAUCAAGAAACCUGCACGAGGCAAGAGGAAAAGACAAAGCAGUUUAGAAAAGCGUCGGUUUGAUCAAAACAAGUCGAGACUUGAAGCAUUUGAAAAGUUAGGAGUCUAG
This is a messenger RNA of Camelina sativa (false flax), 1245 nucleotides long. NCBI's taxonomy places the organism in Eukaryota, Viridiplantae, Streptophyta, Magnoliopsida, Brassicales, Brassicaceae. The record is from RefSeq and is a predicted model, not a curated record.